UUGUGAAUGAUGUGUGAUGGGUGGAGGGAAGCGAGAAGAGUGAUGGCAACCCCUUGUCGGUAGCAAAAGGAUCUGAAUGGCAUGGUACAUCUCUAUAAAUACGAUCUUUGUUAGUCAGAUCCAAUCCACUCUCACACUCUCUCUAUAAAUAACGUAACACUCUUCUGCAAUUCCCAAUCCAAUGGAUCAACCACCCAAAUUCGUAAUCGAGGCAUCGGAAGCCCUCGCUCUCGCCGAGUCCGCCGCCAUCACACUACCGGAACUCCUCCCUAGACUGGUCCCCGCCGCCCGGUCCCUCGCUCGCCCACCCAUAUCCAACUUCCAGGUGGCCGCCGUGGGCCUGGGUCCCUCCGGCCGCAUCUUUGUGGGUGUCAACCUCGAGUUUCCGGGCCUCCCCCUCCACCACGCGGUCCACGCGGAGCAGUUCCUCGUCAGCAACCUCUCUCUGAAUGCGGAGGCCAACCUGACCUCCUUCGCCGUCUCCGCCGCACCCUGCGGACACUGCCGCCAAUUCCUCCAGGAACUCCGCGCUGCCUCCGACGUGAAUAUCCUGAUUACCUCCCAUCAUACGCCGCAAUUCACCCCUCUCUCUCACUUCCUGCCUCACCAAUUCGGCCCCCACGACCUCCUCUCCCCUGGCACUCCCCUUCUCUUGGAAACCCAUCACAACGCCUUAACUCUUCUCCCAAAUCACACCAACGACGACGCCUUCUGCAACGGCUACCUCCACAACCACAAGCUCAAGAAUGCGGCUCUCGAAGCCGCCAACAAAUCUCAUGCACCCUACACUGCCUCCCCGUCAGGCGUUGCCCUCCUCGACCGCCACGGCAAUAUUUACAAAGGUUCUUACUUGGAAUCCGCCGCUUUUAAUCCCAGUCUCGGCCCAGUCCAGGCUGCGCUCAUCGCCUUCGUCGCUGCAGGCGGUGGUGAGUUCGAUGAGAUUGUGGAUGCCGUUUUAGUAGAGAAGGAAGACGCUGCGGUUAAACAGGAGCAGACGACGAGGUUGUUGCUUCACUCCAUUUCGUCCGAUUGCAACUUGAGCACAUACCUUUGUCAUUCCCGACCUUCACUAUCCUAAUUCCAGUAGCAACCAUUAAAAACAGUUUUAAAUAUUAUAGUUAGAACUAUUAAUCGUUGCUUCUAUGAUUAAUGAAACGGUUUGAUGAGUUUAAAUGUUUUAUAUGAACAACAUGAGAGUUUAUGAGU
Vigna radiata var. radiata (mung bean) is the source of this 1206-nucleotide messenger RNA. Its product is annotated as cytidine deaminase 1. Gene Ontology annotation, molecular function: zinc ion binding; cytidine deaminase activity. The record is from RefSeq and is a predicted model, not a curated record. The transcript has a single exon. Gene Ontology annotation, cellular component: cytosol. The coding region runs from base 182 to 1078 and encodes 298 amino acids. Lineage: Eukaryota; Viridiplantae; Streptophyta; Magnoliopsida; Fabales; Fabaceae.